UGCCAAACAGACCGACCUUUUACCAAAAGUUCCAACAAGAACGCGCUUUCCCCUUUCUUCUCGCACACAGAGGGAGUCGAGAUUCAAGAAUGUGAGACUGGUGUGUUGAUUCUUUCUCUGUCUGAGCACGCAAAGAAGGAAGAAAAGAUGAAGAAAAAGCCACCCACUCGGAUCCCAUCACCACCACCGCCACCGCUGUCAUCUUCCCAGGACGAGGAGCUGAUGAUGGACCCGGUACUACCCACUGAUUUGAUCAUCAACAUCCUCUUAAGGCUGCCUGUGAAAUCCCUAGGUAAGUUCAAGUGUGUUUCGAAGCAAUGGCUUCAGUUAAUCACGGACCCACACUUCAUUUCUAUGCAUAGGGAGCUCUGCCUGCACUCCCCUAAUCUACUGUUAGUCAAAACUGUUGCCGUUUUGCAAGAAGCUCACAUGAAAAGAUGCACAAGGGUUGAUCUUUGUUCGUUGAACUUUGAUGGGUCUUGCAAGAAUCUUGACUUCUCCUUGUAUCUAGAGGAUGAUGAGAAGAACAUUGAGAUGUUGCCUUCUAAGUGGGAUCUAAUUUGCUUUGUGAGUGAGAGUGGGUUUUAUGCUUGUAAUCCUAGUACUCAGGUGAUGAUGAAAUUGCCUGAGGCCAGUUGUUGUACCUCGGGGGAGGUGAACGCGGGGAUGGGGUAUGUGAAGGAGAGGGAUGAGUAUGUGUUGGUGCAUUUGUUUGAUAGGAGCUUGGAUAUACAUGUGGAUUAUGACAUUGGUUGUGAGGUUUUGAGGUUGAGAGACGGGAAAGAUUGCUCGUGGAAGGUGGUGAAUGCGAAUUGUCCAUUUGUCGUUCGGGGCUGGGGAGUGUUGGUGGAGAAUGUGUUCUAUUGGAUGAUUUGGGAUGAGUACAAUCAGCCAGGGGAUGAGGCCAUUGUGUCCUUUGAUCUUGAAAAGGAGGAGUUUGGUACCGUAUCUCCUCCUGAAGGUUGUUUCGACCCCAACGGUGCCUGGUCCCUGGUGGAAUUAGGAGGGAGAUUAUGCUUAGUGGACAAUAUGGCACGGCCUCUAACUAUGGAUAUUUGGGUGUUGAAGGAUUUUGAGAAUCAACUUUGGGUUCGGGAAUAUAGUAUUAAUAUGAAUGCAUAUACUAACGACAUGCUGAAAUUUGUUAUUCCGUUCGAUUACCGAGAUGGGAAGAUAUUGAUGGAUGCAAAGCAAGAGAGUCUUGACUACUAUGAUGUGAAGAAGAAGCAGAUCAGAAGGAUGGACCAUUUGAUUGCAGGGGAGUGGACUUGGCUUCGGCUUUACACUGAAAGUUUCUUUUCCUUGGGAAGCAAAUAGAUACACGACAGGGUAAAGGGGAGGCUAAAAACUGUCUGCAGGAUGAGGUUUCUGGAGGACAAGUUGUUUUAAGGUAUGAUCCUCAGUCUCAAUAUUCAUUUGGUGAAGAAUUUCCAUACGUCUUUUCUGGAAAGUGAAGAAGUGUUUGCAGUUUGAUCUUUCAUUAUUCCUGGUAGUUGUUACUUUUGCUUCAUUAUAGUACAUUAGAGAAGUUACCUACUGAUGGAAGAUGACAACUUUAGGGUUUUCUUCCCAUUUAAAUAGUCAGGGAUAAUUGCAAUUUUGGUCCUUAAACAUUGUCACUUACGCAGUUUUGGCCCUCGAACAAUUUGGUGUUGCAGUUUUUGGUCCUUAAACUGUUAUUUAAUGAAGCAAUAAUUUUUUAUAUAAUCUUAACAAAACAUUGCCAAUAACAUGUUUUAUGUAUAAUGCAAUACCUACAACAUAUGUGUGACGCAGAAAAAAAGACAUCCAUACUGAAAAAUAUAUAUCCUUGAAUUAAUUAAACAUCAAUACAAUUCAACAUAAUAUUCCUCGAAAGAAAAGUAAGGAAAUGAGUGCAUUGGACCAAAGCUUGAAAAAUACCGCAACAUGGGAGGAAAAUGACAUUUUUUCCCCUUCAAAUGAAAACAUUGUUAACUUUAAUGGCUUUAUCAACGGAAUGACUGAAAACACCAAAAAGUAACAGUUUGAGAGCCAAAACUGCAGUAUCAUUGUUUGAGGUCCAAAAUUGAGGCCAUGUUUGAUGACCAAAAUUGGAUUUAUCCUAAACAAUCAUAUCUAGUUCAAGUUCACUUUAAAACAUGUUAUAAACUCAUAUAUCUUAUAAAAUGUUUUACAAGCUAGAUGUCAAAUUUUAUUUUUAAAAUAAGCUGUUGAAGUCCUUGGAUUGGACAGAAUUAUGGUGUUUAUAAGAUGUUGUUGACUGCGAUUUUUUAUUAAUAUGAUCAAAAUUUAAGGAGUGUGGUAAAAUCUUAAAAAUAAGUUCAGAAUUCCGAAUUCCUUGUUUUUUUCCCCCUUCUCUUCCUUAAAGGAGCUUAUAGUGGCUUAUUUGUUGACUGUAUAAGCUCUUCUGAAAAUUUUACCAAACACUCUUUAAUAUUUUAUGAAAUAUUUUGAAGAGAUUAUAAGCUCGUCCAAAGACCCUCUUAGAUGCAUAGUUUUUAAACCCAGAUUGGACCGAUCCUUUUAAGCGGUUUAACAGGGAACCGGUUCUAUGUUCAGUUGGACUUCAAAUUCGGCACUCGUAAAAAACCUAUUUUAACUUUUAAAUUUCUAAAAAGAACUGAAGAUGAGAAAAGAAGACGGAAACGCAUUGCCAGAUUGUGCUAAUGAGGGCGUGGUGGCUGGAGGUGGUUGGCGCGCACUGCGCAGGUGAGCAGCGAGUCUGGUGGGUGGUGGGAGUUUGGAAGAAACUUGCAGCAUAAGUUGCAUAACUUUUUACCAGCGUACGGGCGAGUUUGCUGCUGCUCACCCAGAGUUGCGACCAUUGAAGGGGAAAGGGAAAGAAAGAACAGAUGCAGAAUUUGGAAUUCUAUUGGAAAAUUCUGUUGUUUUUGGAAGUUGAAACCCAUUUUUACACUAUAUAUUGAUAAUGUAUAUAUUAUAGUUUGUGUCAAUCAGAUGACCCAAUAAAUUGUCCUAUUUAAGUA
This is a messenger RNA of Sesamum indicum (sesame), 2969 nucleotides long. RefSeq names its product F-box protein At4g19940. The record is from RefSeq and is a predicted model, not a curated record. NCBI's taxonomy places the organism in Eukaryota, Viridiplantae, Streptophyta, Magnoliopsida, Lamiales, Pedaliaceae. Gene Ontology annotation, molecular function: protein binding.